ACUUCGCAGAGGCUCCGAUAAAGCACCGGUCGGGCAGGGCAGGGAGUCCUUCCACCGGCUUCUUUCCCCCGCUGCCGCGGCCAGCGCUACCAACCUGCAGCUGUCCAGCCCAUCACUUUCUGACCGAGAUAUGGCUGCCCACUUCUAGGUUCGGGAGGUUUUUAAUGGUUUAAAAAGAAAAACCAAAAAAGCAUCAGCAACAACAAAAAACCUGUUUGAGAGGAGGGGGCGUGGCAGGGAAGGAUGCGAAACCCGGCUCUCCUGCUCUACUUCUGGAGCGUCUAUUGUUGCUUCCCGGCGGGAAGUCUCACAACCUUACGUCCCCAGGGGUCGCUGCGAGAUGAAUAUCGUAAGCCCACCGGAGUACAGGCUUCCGCCAAACCCUCUGUGGCUUUUAACAUCCGCACUUCUAAGGACCCAGAGCAUGAAGGGUGCAAUCUCGUCCUUGGCGACAGCCAACUCUUGGAAGACUGUGGCUUCAACAUGACAGCCAAAACAUUUUUCAUCAUUCAUGGAUGGACGAUGAGUGGCAUGUUGGAAAAAUGGCUGUAUAAACUUGUGUCGGCCCUGCAGACGAGAGAGAGAGAUGCCAAUGUUGUGGUGGUUGACUGGCUGCCCUUGGCUCACCAGAUCUACUCAGAUGCAGUCAAUAACACCAGGGUGGUGGGACAGAGAGUGGCCGGGAUGCUUGACUGGUUGCAGGAGAAGGAAGAGUUUUCUCUUGCGAACGUUCACUUGAUUGGCUAUAGCCUUGGAGCGCAUGUGGCUGGAUAUGCUGGCAACUUUGUGAAAGGAACACUGGGCAGAAUAACAGGUCUGGAUCCCGCAGGCCCCAUGUUUGAAAAAGUGGACAACGACGGGAGGCUGUCUCCGGAUGAUGCAGACUUUGUGGAUGUCCUGCACACCUUCACAAUCUCCCUUGGCAUGAGCAUUGGGAUUCUGAGGCCCGUGGGUCACAUUGACAUCUAUCCCAAUGGGGGUGACUCUCAGCCAGGCUGUGGAUCCAGUCAUGUCUUGGCAUCUCUUGCAUUUGGAAUGAUCACAGAAGUGGCGAAAUGUGAGCAUGAGCGAUCCGUACACCUCUUUGUCGAUUCUCUGCUGAAUCAGGACAAGCCGAGCUUCGCCUUCCAGUGCACGGACUCCAACCGCUUCCAAAAGGGGAUCUGUCUCAGCUGCCGGAAGAAUCGUUGUAAUAAUAUUGGCUACAAUGCCAAGAAAAUGAGGAAGAAGAGGAACAGCAAAAUGUACUUAAAAACCCGGGCUGGCAUGCCUUUCAGAGUUAACCAUUAUCAGAUGAAAAUCCACAUCUUCAAUUACAAGAGCAGUAGAGACAUCCAGCCCAGCUUUAACGUCACCCUGUAUGGCACUAACGCGGACUCCCAGAGCAUUUCCUUGAAAGUAGUGGAGAAGAUCUGGCUGAAUGCCACCAACACCUUCCUGGUCUACACGGAGGAGGACUUGGGUGAUCUCCUGAAAAUCAAACUUACCUGGCAGGGGAUAUCUCAUUCCUGGUACAACCUGUUGAAUGAGAUUUACAACUACCUGUCUCAACCCAGAAACCCCUCGAGGGAGCUGCAUGUCCGAAGGAUUCGUGUCAAGUCUGGGGAAACCCAGCGCAAAAUGACAUUUUGUGCUCAAGACCCUAAGCAGACUAGCAUCUCUCCUGGUCAAGAGCUGUGGUUUCACAAAUGUCGGGAUGGCUGGAGAAUGAAGAACGAAACCAGUCCUUUUGUGGAGCUGGCCUAGCGCCCAGGAAGCCCUGAAGCCCACACCCACCCACAGCCUGCUGUCCAUACACAAGGAGGAAAGUUACUGCUGAAGACCCAUGGGAUGGAAGACCUCAGCCUUGGUGCUGGAGCCCCGGGAGAACCUUACUACUCACUGGCCUCAGCUUGCUUCCCCUGUCAACCAGGACUUCUCCCAGAGAGUCCCGUGCCCUGUUGAAGUCCUAGCUGAUGAUCCUAACUCCAAACUUCCCUUGACCCCUCAGGAAGCUGUGUGUGAUCACUGGGAUGGCCAGAGCCCUGGUGCACUCUGGGCCACUCUCUCACUGUGGCUAGGUGAGCCUGGCUUUUUCUAGCCACAGGCAACACAGGCUUGGAAGUGGCUUUAUUGGAAGGUUGACAGAUGCUUGGCCUUACUGGACCUUAGUGAAAAGUCUUUCCCUGAAGACUCAUACCACAGUGUCAGACCUGUUGCCCACUGAGGGGACAACAGGUCAGGUUGAUGCUAAUUCUAGUGUUCUCCCAUGUGAGACUGACAGAUCCCGGUCCUAUUUUGGGUAUUCCAUCAUGCUCCCUAGCUUGCCUUCUGAAACUCACCCACUGUUGGCAUUUUUAUUGAGCCCUUCAACUAAUUACCACAGGGCAGUAGACACACGACUCAAUCUUUGCAUCUGGAGCCAAUGGGAUCAGGAUCUCUGGAAUCAGAGUUCACUGGCCCAUGGUUAUGGGUCUACAGGUUAUGGCCCACACAGGUAUGCCUGUGGUUAAAGACAGCUGGGGCCGAGGCUACUGGCUGAAAAUGCUGGGGAGCUAAGGCUUGUUGUGUGCCAUUUCCUCUAAGGGCCGUGCUUGAUCACUAGCAGAGCAGCAAGCAGAAAAUCAUGCAUGGUGGCCACAGUGGUGGAGCAAAGUCUCUGCUGUUUAGGGAACUAGACAGUAUUGCAUGUCUUCUACAUGCCUGCUGUGCAGAAACCGCCCACCCUUGACAGAGCUGGCCUUGAGCUUUGAUACAGUGCUCUCUCUUCUAUGAAAUAGCUUGCUUUCCUAUCAGUGCUGUCUCUGUGUUAAGCUCCUGGGAAAAGCCUCCUGGUUUAUGUCUUAACGUGAACUAAUAAAUGUGCUACCCGAGACACCCUUCUGUAGUUUCUAGACAGCUUGCAUGUGUGUCACCUAAUCAGAAUGCAGGGCAGCCGGUAUUUUUCUUGUUUUGCAAAAUCAAGGCUUAGGGAAAUUCAGUCAUCUGCUUAGAUGGUAUAUCAAGGUGGUGGUGGGGCCAAACUAAGGCCUCGGUGAGGUUUCCUGGAGGCAAAAUUCAGGAAAUCCUCUCUGCCACUCCACAAAGAUGUCUACAACUAUUGCCUAUUGGUAUGUUCCUGAUGUGAUAAACAGGGGAUUUUUUUCCCCCAGAGUUAUCCAUAAAAUCCAAACCGUUUCAUUGGUAUACAACCAGAAGAUGGCCUGGGCGAGGGUUGACAGCUGGGGGUGGGAGAGCAAUCACUCUCUGUAUUUAGGUUUUAAAUGGACUUCCUUUGUAUCUGUACUGUACCAAAUUUGUAUUCCCGUUUAAAGCCAAAUUUCCGAAGACAUAACCAGUUGGGCCUUAAUGCAAAGAGCUCCCUCAAGCCCUCAGUGUGCUUCUGCCAUUGGUUUCUAGCCAAAGUCGAGCUUGUUACUGGCCACACCUCCUGGCGACUCCCAGCUUCUGUGUUUAGUCAUGGAAGCUUGGAGAACUGAAUCCUCUGUGAGUUGUGUAUUUAUCCAUUUGGCUUGAAGCCUUGUUUGUAUAUCUGAUGCUUUUUUAAAAAGGCUUAGACCACUAUUUAUUUCUUGAGUGUAUAUAAUGUAUAACGACAAAUAUAUGGUUGGUUUUUACUUG
Molecule: messenger RNA, 3600 nt
Organism: Chionomys nivalis (European snow vole)
Lineage: Eukaryota; Metazoa; Chordata; Mammalia; Rodentia; Cricetidae
Gene: Lipg
Product: lipase G, endothelial type
Exons: 10
Coding region: 244-1746 (500 amino acids)
Biological process (GO): lipid metabolic process
Molecular function (GO): protein binding; lipoprotein lipase activity
Source: RefSeq, a predicted model, not a curated record